UUUUUAAAGCUUGUGGCAACGCUCUUUAAGCGACGCUAUCGUUUGCUCUGGCAGCGAAAAAGUUUGUGUAUCAUAAAGAUUUAUAAAAUUAAUUGUGAAGCAAAUUCCUUUGAAUUGUAAAAUCUAAUACACGAAAUUAAAAAUUUAUUUUGCUGGGUGUUUGGAUGAGGAUAUUAAAUCAAUAAAAAGAAUUCAAUUAUAUUAAGCCUUUUUGGAGUCGUAAAGUAGAAUUAUUUUGGAUUGGAUUUUAAAAUUGUUGAACGAUUAAGCCUUGAAGGCAUUUUCCCAUGGCCCAAAUCUCAGACGUGCACUUAAUAAACGAAGAUAGCGGCGAUAUUACUGAAGCAACAAAUGCUUGGGCGUUGUACUUAGAAAUUAUUAACAAUGAUUGCAGCAGACUAAAAGAGCAUUUAUCCGCAAAUAGUGCUGUGGAUUGGUUUGGCCAUAUCAUACGAAAACCAAAUUUAAUAUAUCAAUAUUUGAGAUAUGAAGCAAUUUCCCAGUACGAACACAGUAAUAUUGAAAGAGCUGAGGAAUGCGCACCAAUCGAAAAGCCAUAUCUUACUUUUACUAUGGCUCCGCCAAGGGAGAAAAGGUUCAUAAAUCCAAGAAACGUUGUUCCACUACACAACCUAAAAACCUACGCUGAAAGUGAUCCUGAACUCGAUGAUGCUGAUAUGGCACCACUUCCAGAACAUAGCACCCCAGAAAAAAAACAAAGUACACUUAUAGCUGAAUUUACACCUCCAAAUAGUACAGUAAAACAAAUUGAAUCUAACUCUGACACUGAUGAAGAAGAUUGCAGUGAAAGUAAGCCUAAACGUCUAAAACGUACAAUUUCACCGAAACGUAGUUUUAAAUACCUGAGGCGUAUCCCAACAGCAGAUAAUGUGGCCAAACGCAAUGCCAUAAGAAACAGUGGUGUACGUACAUUGCUUGAUGAUACAUCCAGUGAGGAUGAAGCAGAGGAAGUAAUAAAAGAUAUAAUUGAAUACACACCAUUACGUUACCUUGAAGUAACAUGCACAUUACGUAAACUGCCUCAUGCCCGAGACACUAAUCUAGUAGACACGCCUACUUCUACAGAUAAUGCAGGUAACUGUGAUCGCAAAGUACGUAUUAAAAUUUCAUAUCGCGUUCGUUUGUGUGACCAACAGCUGUUGUUCGCUUUGAUUAUCUAUGAACAAGCAAAUGCACCAACAACAUACACACGCAGAAAUCUCAUGUUAGAGUUUCGUAAAAUUGAAAACGAAACAUAUGAAGAGUCCAAUGGCUACGAGGAACAACCGGCGAUAGCAGUAAAUGCAAACGAAGAGGAAACUAUCACAACUGUAGAGUCUCCUAACACUGAUGAUAUUACAAAUGCAUUGGAAACUGCAACAUUUUCAAUUUUGCGUACUCCUACAAAAUCAAUUUGUACUCCACCACCAACACCGGUGCGGAAACCGCGUUCACAGCGCCAAACGCCAGACAGUGCACGCCUCAGAGCAUCGUCCUCAGCUAUUCCAAAACGUAGCGCAGCGCGUAGCUUAAGACUCUAAACGUACAAAUUCUUUCCUCGUCGAUUCCAAAAUUAUAAAAAAAAAAUUUUAAGUAUUCCAGCACAUUUAUGCAAAUUGUAAUUCUAAAUAUUUUUUGUUUAUGAAAGUAUUUAAAAUUCAUAAUUUGUUUCAAGUGUUUACACGUCAAAAUCCUAAUUACAAAAUUAUUUAACUCUCUUAUGGAAGAACUAAA
Molecule: messenger RNA, 1734 nt
Organism: Teleopsis dalmanni
Lineage: Eukaryota; Metazoa; Arthropoda; Insecta; Diptera; Diopsidae
Exons: 5
Coding region: 288-1541 (417 amino acids)
Source: RefSeq, a predicted model, not a curated record